AUGACUUCUGAUUGGGUUGCCAACAGAUUACUUUUGGUCGGCAAUCGAGCAUUAAUGCAAAUACAGUUAGAUCAACUACAACAAGAUUCAGCUACCACAAUUAGUCCUAAACGGCUUUUUCAGCUUUCUAUGGGGGCGCAGGAUGCGAAACAAUUAAUUUUUGAUCCUUUUACAAACACAGCUAUUUUGCUGACAAAAAACGGCUCCCUACUCGCAUUGAAUUUGAAUAAUGGGACUGAAACUAAUUUGGAACUGACAACCGGGUGUCUGAAACAAAAGACAAUAACUUCUAUUGUUGGAGAGUUUAUUUGGAAUAGGGCUGCUUCUCCCCAAUUAUAUGCUCUUACUUGGAACGGAUUAAUGGAGCUAAAACUUGGAUCAGAUAAUUGUCCUGAAGUUAAUGUUAAUUGGGAAAUGUUUGGGGAACGUGGUUUAAAGGCAAUUUCCUUAUUUGCUGUAGCGGACAAAGUUUUUGUGUUUGCAACACCUACAGACCUGCUUGUUUAUGACCGCCUAUCUGCUUCAGUUUCACAAUUCCCUAUUCCAAAUCCUCCACUUAAACAGUUAUUGACAGUCUCCCAAUCAUCGCAACCCUUUCCCGACAGAAAUUGUUUUCAACUACCUUCCGUUUCUUCUGUUGAUGUUGUUGUAAAAAAUGAUGGAAGGACUGGGGCAGUUGUAGAACUGCCAGAACCCAAGAGAGAUGAAAAAGACGAGAAUUUUAAACUACCGAUUGAAUGUCAAAAUAUUUCACAACCUCAAACUCAAUACGAAUUACAUUUCCGGAAGAGGGGUACUGAAAAAGAGAAGAUAAUUCGAACAACUAACAACAAAACUUUUAUUGAACAAGGCGUUUUGGACAAAAAUACGGAUUAUGAUGUUUCUUUGGGUUGGUCAAACCGUUUUUGGCCAGUUCAAGGACAAUCUGAACCGAAAUUGUUGCUACACACUGGCUUUGGCUUUCCUUCUGCUCCGAGAGAACCAACGGCCUUUUCUCUCAGUCCGGAUACUGUACUUUUGAGUUGGCUGCCUCCUGAAUUAUUGAAUGCGCCUGCUUCCGAAAUUCGUUAUAGGAUAAGCCAACAAAGUUCUUCCCUUGUUUCUCCCGUUCCCGUAGCCGUUCGCCCUCAGGAAGGUGCACGUGGUCACUUUUCUACUCCAACGGCAGAUGUUGUCUCAUGCGAUGAAAAUGAUAUAUGUCAGGCAAAAGUGCCAAACUUGCGUCCUUCUACAGACUAUCAUUUUUGGAUAUUAGCACUUCAUGUCAAUCGCAUUUCGUUAAAUGUUGUGGAGGAUCCAGAGGCUACCUCUGUUGAAACACAAGCACAUACUCGAGAGAUUCCAGGAAUUCUACGAUUGGAAAAUGCAACGAGUACUUCGUUAAAUCUUCGAUGGAAUACACUGCCUGGUGCAGAAAAUGGAUUUCCUUAUGUUCAACGUAUUCAAGUUUCUAUUCAAUAUAGACAGAGUGCAGUAGAUGCGUCAUGGACUCUCCUUCACAAUUCUACCUUUACACUUGAACAGAAUACAACCCUAAUAUCUACAGGGUCACAACAUUCAUUUUGCAUAGAAGACCUUAGACCAGCCACAACAUAUGAUUAUCGUUAUUUGGCCGAAUAUCACAAUAAUAUUGUUCCAAAUGAAGAAGCUUCAAACAAGAAAGAGAAGGUAUUGAUAACAGAAUCUUUUUUCCAACAAGUUCAGCAGGCUAGGACUAAAGCCGGAACACCUUCCGCGCCUACGAACGUUCAACUAAUUAAUGAUCCUAAAGGAACCUGGACUUUGCGAUGGUCAGCUCCCGAUUCUGAUGGAGGCGAGACUAUUCAAAAUUAUGCUGUGGAGUUUCGGCCUAACAGCCAGUCUGAGUGGGAGAUUGCUGAUCGAGGUCUUCCUUCCGAUAAACUAUUUUGGCGUGUUACCUGGUCAGAAUCCCAUGCGCGCCAUGGAAGUGAGGACUCAGAUCUUACAAAUGGACAGUUCCGUGUUCGGGCCGCAAAUUCUGAAGGGUUUGGAGAUUUUGGAUAUACAAAGGUGAAUGGGGCAGACAAUGUUAGUGGUUUGGAGAGGAAUGGAAAAGGCACGGUAUGGAAUGUUUUGUUGAUUUUGCUACUUGUUUCGCUGAUAUUGUGCGCUGGAGCUUAUUAUACAUUAAGACUAAAAAUGUCUAAAAGGCGCAAGGUUCGAGAGAAGCUUCACAAACCAAUUUGCAUGGAAAGCAUUGGAGAGCAAAUUCAACAAUUUCAUCAAACACAAAUGCAAUUUUCUCCAGAAGUUCAAAAUGAACUUAAAAUUUUGCCAAAAAUAACCCCAGAAAGGGUUAAAAUAACUAAACAGCUUGGAAUUGGGAGUUUUGGACGAGUUUGUGAGGGCUUUAUGCGCAUAGACAGGGAUGUCAGUGUUCGAGUAGCUGUCAAAUACCUGAAAGAUAAUAGUGCCGAAAAUAAAAUUAAAUUUCUCAAAGAAGCCAUACUUAUGAACAAUUUUGAUCACCCUAAUAUUGUAAAAUUGCUUGGAGUCAAUAUGGAGCAGGGAGAACACUUCUUAGUCCUUGAAUUGAUGGAUGGGGGUGAUUUGCUUGGCUUCCUUCGAGAAUGCCGCCCCAAGAAAGGCCGUUCUUCACGUCUCUGUUUGCGCGAUCUGAUAGCAAUAGCCGUAGAUGUUGGUCGUGGUUGUGUACAUUUGGAGACUUAUAAGCACGUACAUCGUGACCUUGCUGCCAGGAAUUGCCUAAUUUCUUCCAAAACAUCCCCUCAAAGGGUUACUAAAAUUGCUGAUUUUGGAUUGGCUAGAUCCCUCUUUGUCGAUGAUUAUUAUAGAGAUAUGUUACCUUUACGCUGGCUUUCUCCAGAAGUCAUUACUCAAGGAUUAUUCACUUCAAAAAGCGAUGUUUGGGCUUUUGGUGUUCUACUUUGGGAGAUUAUUACUUUGGGAGAGCAGCCUUAUUCUAACAGACAAAAUACAGAAGUCUUAAAUUUGCUAAGCAAUGGGAUCUGCUUAGAGAGGCCUUUAGAAUGUCCAGAAGAGCUUUAUCAAGUGAUGAGAUCGUGUUGGACAAUUCCAGCUGAACAAAGACCAAAAUUUUUGGAUAUUCAGCCUAGAAUGGAGUCUAUUCGAGGGCUUACUCAUUUUCAAUCCAGAGACCCUUUUCCAUCUGGAAUUUUGAAUGGAUUCGAAAAUUCAUUAGAUUCCAGCACAUCCACACAUGAAUCUAGUACAACAACUAAUGGAGGGGAUUCAUCUGCUGCUUUGCGUUUUGAAAAGAGUGAAAAUUCCUCCUCAAGAAAGCAUUCCCGUUUUGGACCCAAGCCGGUGCCUCGACGCCAAUUAGGACAACAGGGCACUAAUGGCACAAUAUCUACAACCACCACAAAUGUUGCUUUGAAUGAUUCGGCAGAGUAUGAGUUGCCAAUACGUCCAAGUACUAGCAGUUUUCAAUCCUCCUCCAAUCAUAAUAAUCAUCAAAAUAAUCAAGGCAGCCCCUUCUUUGCUUCGCAAUUUCGAAAGGGGAAUAAUUCCACAGCGCGGCAACAACAACAAGCUGUAGCUUUUCAAAAUAAUGCUUAUUUAGUUGAUGAGGGUUCAUCAACUGAGGGAAUACAGAAACAAACUUGGGAUACCCAAAACUUUAGACAAUUAAAUAAUAACGGUAAUGGUCAUGACUUUAUUACUGCUAGGAAUCCUCCAAAUACAAAUGAAGAACAACAAAGGUUCGGGGGGUCUGUAAGCAGAGUUUAG
Meloidogyne enterolobii is the source of this 3735-nucleotide messenger RNA. The record is from the annotation of a GenBank genome assembly. Lineage: Eukaryota; Metazoa; Nematoda; Chromadorea; Rhabditida; Meloidogynidae.